UCCCCCGGGGAUUGGGGUGUACAGGUAUAAAUAAUUUCCUCGAGCAACACCGAUUUAUUUGUAAAGACCUUUUGACUUGAAAAAUAGGUGCAACAUUAAUUGAAAUAAACUCGAGCCAUGCCUAGCAAUAUUCUGUCCGCUAUUGCAGUUUCAGAAGACCAAGCAAAAACUAAAGAUGAUGCAUUACGUAAUAACAAUUCUAAUGAAACAGAGUUCCAGUUGGUGCAUCUUAAAAGUGCCUGGUGCUGUAUGAAGGGCGACAGUUCAAGUCUGAGUGACCACAUCUCAGAAGCAAAAAUCUAUGAAUCUACUUCGGAGCAAGGGAAGUCCUGGACAAUUGUGAGCCCCAUCUACUUCAGGUAUAAAGUAGUAGAGUCCCAAAACCUUCUGGAACCUGGCAAUGACACGUUACUUACUGGUCACUUAAGAGAUCCUGAGCAACUGGAUGCCUUCCGCAGCAGCACGAAGCCCAUCAAACGCUUUGUUGUCAUUGACGAGACUGUUAACCAACUCUAUGGCCCUCAAGUAAGCAGUUACUUUGAGGCCAGAAACGUUAAUUAUAAAAUCCUUCCUCUCCCUACCACAGAAGAGAACAAAUCCAUGGAGCUGGUGAUGAAAAUCUUGCAAGAGCUCCACAGCUUUGGCAUCAGCAGACACACAGAGCCCAUCAUUGCAAUCGGCGGAGGGGUGUGCUUGGACAUUGUGGGAUUUGCAGCCUCUCUGUAUAGGAGGCGCACUCCCUACAUUCGGGUGCCGACAACACUGCUGUCUUACGUUGAUGCCAGCGUGGGGGCCAAAACUGGAGUGAACUUUUCUCAGUGCAAAAACAAGCUGGGAAGCUAUAUCCCUCCUGUAGCCACUUUCCUAGACAGGUCGUUUAUCCAAACAGUGCCACGUCGUCAAAUCUCCAAUGGUCUGGCAGAGAUGUUAAAGAUGGCACUCAUGAAACACAAAGGUUUGUUUGAGUUGUUAGAGAGCCAUGGAAAAUUCCUGUUGGAUACCAAUUUCCAGUCCUGCAAUGGUUUGUUAGACCACGGGUGUGUUGCUUUAAUGACUUCAAGGAUUGCAAUAGAAACCAUGCUGGAAGAGCUAGCCCCAAAUCUCUGGGAAGAUGACCUGGACAGAUUGGUUGAUUUUGGCCAUUUGAUAAGCCCAGAAUUAGAGAUGAAAGUACUGCCAACAUUAAUGCACGGAGAAGCGGUCAAUAUUGACAUGGCAUACAUGACGUACGUGUCCAAUGACAGAGGCUUCUUGACCACUGCAGAGAGAAAUCGCAUUAUUCAGUGCAUGAAGAACUUGGAGCUUCCAGUCUGGCACCAUGAUUUCAGUCUAAACCUGGUGAAGAAAUCCCUCAAUGAACGCCUGAAGCAUUCUGAAGGACUCCAGAGAAUGCCCUUACCGACUGGUGUGGGAACCGCAGAAAUUUUUAAUGACAUAGAUGAUGAAGUCUUGGAAAGAUCUUUUAAGAAAUGGUGCGAGGAUCUGAGCACUGAAGAAUAAAAAGAUGUAUGUGUCACAAAAUGAUUUAGAUCUAAAUGCCACCUUCCUAAAUACCAUUCUACAAUAAUCCUGGUUUCAUUUUCUAUAGAAUCUUGUGAUGGUUUUCCACAAAUUAUUUUUAAUCUCAUUACAUUGAAUAAAAGACAUCUGAUUUAUGAA
Messenger RNA from Acipenser ruthenus (sterlet), 1659 nucleotides. Its product is annotated as 2-epi-5-epi-valiolone synthase. The record is from RefSeq and is a predicted model, not a curated record. The coding region runs from base 118 to 1500 and encodes 460 amino acids. Gene Ontology annotation, molecular function: 3-dehydroquinate synthase activity. The transcript has 5 exons. Lineage: Eukaryota; Metazoa; Chordata; Actinopteri; Acipenseriformes; Acipenseridae. Gene Ontology annotation, biological process: antibiotic biosynthetic process.